Molecule: messenger RNA, 1132 nt
Organism: Grammomys surdaster
Lineage: Eukaryota; Metazoa; Chordata; Mammalia; Rodentia; Muridae
Product: sulfotransferase family cytosolic 1B member 1
Exons: 7
Coding region: 133-1023 (296 amino acids)
Biological process (GO): sulfation
Cellular component (GO): cytoplasm
Molecular function (GO): sulfotransferase activity
Source: RefSeq, a predicted model, not a curated record
UUGUGUUUCUGUGUGCUCUGUGAUAAAGUCAAAGUUCACUUUGAACUAUACUGUGGUGUCUUAAGUUUAACACUUGUUACAUAGAACCUGAUUUUUACUCCUUCUAUUCCUUCUGUACAGCCUGCUGCAAAAAUGAGCACCUCAGAAGAUGUUUGGAGGAAAGAUCUGAAGAUGAUCCAUGGCUACCCCAUGGUCUAUGCUUUUGCUCUCGAUUGGGAAAAGAUUGAAAAAUUUCAGAGCAGAUCUGAUGACAUUGUAGUAACCACUUACCCUAAGUCAGGUACUACUUGGCUUAGUGAAAUUGUAGACAUGAUUCUCAAUGAUGGAAAUGUUGAAAAGUGUAAGCGAGAUUUUAUUACCUCUAAAGUUCCAAUGUUAGAACUGAGUAUUCCUGGAAUAAGAAUAUCAGGUCUUGAACUCUUGAAGAAAGCUCCGUCACCUCGGAUUAUAAAGACACAUCUUCCAAUUGAUCUGCUCCCUAAAUCUUUCUGGGAGAACAAGUGCAAGAUGAUUUACCUUGCUCGAAAUGGCAAGGAUGUUGCUAUCUCCUAUUACCAUUUUGAUCUAAUGAAUAAUGUUCAACCUUUCCCUGGCACCUGGGAAGAAUAUCUGGAGAAAUUCCUAGCUGGAAAUGUAGCCUAUGGUUCAUGGUUCGAUCACGUUAAAAAUUGGUGGGAAAAGAGGAAAGAACAUCCAUUUCUUUACUUAUACUAUGAAGACUUGAAACAGAACCCAAAGAAAGAAAUCAAGAAGGUUGCCAGCUUUCUAGACAAGACCUUGGACGAAGAGGCCUUGGACAGGAUAGUCCAUCACACCUCCUUCGAAAUGAUGAAAGAAAACCCCCUGGUCAAUUACACCCAUCUGCCCACAGCGAUGAUGGAUCACAGCAAGUCCCCUUUUAUGAGAAAAGGUGUUGUUGGUGACUGGAAAAAUUAUUUCACAAUGGCCCAAAAUGAGAAAUUUGAUGCUAUCUAUAAGAAGAAAAUGUCUGGAACAACACUUGAGUUCUGCACAGACAUUUAAAGUACCUGAUCUGAAGCUGGAAUAUAUGAUUUCUUGAAAUAGUAACUUGGGUGGGAAAUCCAAUGGAUCCAUGAGGAAGAAAUAAAUGUGCUUUUAAACACUGAUUAAA